GUAGAGACUACGGUGGAGGCUUGAGUUGUACGAAGAACCUGCCAUGAUGGCAUCCUCUACAUUUUUGGUACUGCUGCUUCUUCAGUUCGACUUUGGACAAAGCUCCCAUAAACAUCUGCAUGAUGAUCAUUACAUCGGACAGCAGCACAACCCUGAACACGACAUGAAUGUACUGCUGGGAGAGGAGAGGACUAAUGGGAUAAAGAAACUCAGCCCAGCAGAUAAGAAGAAAAAAAUGAUGGAUAUUGUAAAGAAGAUUGAUACAAAUGGUGACAAUCUGCUAAGUGCAGAGGAGAUUACUCUCUGGAUUCAGCACGUCUACAGAAAAUAUGCUCUGGAUGAUGCGGAGGAACGCUUCCCAGAGUUUGACACCAACAAGGAUGGUGUUAUAACAUGGGAGGAAUACAACACGGUGGCUCAUGACCAGCUCCUUAGUUUUGAUGACGAUGCUGUUCUGGAGGAUCCAGAGCAAGAGUCUCUUAGACAUCUCCAUCGAAAGGAGAGGAGGCGCUUUGACUUUGCUGAUGUGGAUGGCACACCUGGCCUCAAUGUGACGGAGUUUCUUGCCUUCACCCACCCUUCUGAAGUGGAUCACAUGGCUGAUUUUGCCAUUGAGGAUGUCUUGAGUGAAUAUGAUACAGAUAAAGAUGGAUUCAUCAGCCUGAGUGAAUUUAUUGGAGACGUUCGCGGCGAUGAUGGUGCCCCUUCGAAGUGGGAGAUUGAAGAAACAGUGCGGUUUAAAGAACUGUAUGAUCAAGAUAAGGAUGGCAAGCUGAAUCGAGAGGAGCAGCUCCGCUGGGUUGCACCGAACAGCUACGGAUCAGCAAGAGAAGAAGCUCUUCACCUCAUCAAGGAAAUGGACCUCGAUGGAGAUGGACAGAUCUCAGAGGCUGAAGUUUUGAAAAAUCAAGAAACAUUCAUGAACAGCGAAGUGACAGACUACGGCAGACAUCUGCACCUGACACAUGAUGAAUUAUAACAGUCUCCUUUGGUUUAAUGUAGAGCUGUCAUUUGUUUCAGUAAAUGAUUUCAUGUAGUGUUUUCCUCCCUGUCUGUUAUAGAAAGGUUGUGGUAUUUACGUCACACACCAGUGAUCUCAGCAGUCACAGAUCCUUUGCGUGUUAUAUCUGAUCUAUUGUUCAGCUUGUGUACAAUAUGUUACAAAAUGUGAACAAAAGCUGAAGCCUUACACAACAGUACAUGUUUCUGGGCAAAGUACUGGAUUGCAUAAUGUUAUAGGGAAUUCCUUGUAUUACCCUUAAAGAGCAAGAAGCAUCACAAAGUGCAAUUUUCAGUUUUCAUGAAAAAGUACUGAAUCCAAUUCACAUUAAACAAAGCAGAUUUUGUUUUGGUUCCAUGGUAUAGUUUUGUUUUUUCUUUUUUUAAAUAGUGUCCGCUAUCACUUCAGCUUUUGGUAAGUGCUGACAUGUUGCAGCUCUUCCUCAUUUAAAUCAAAUGAGUAAGUGAGUGAGAGCUGCAGCAUGAAGCUUCGCUUCCUGAAUGUGUCAUGAUCUGUUUCAGUUGUAUCAAGCCACAGCCAGCUACGCUGCUUGGAGUUAGAAGUGGCUGAAAGUUGAGUGCACUCUAUAGCUGGGACUAUUUUUUUAAUAUACUGCCAGGAUGACAUUACAGUUUAAAGAUGCCUUUUGGGUGAGUCGUUGUUAUGCUGCUAAUUCUUCUUUACUUCUGGGUGCUUUGCAUGUGCAGGAUUAAAGUAGGCUAGACGUUUUAUUGAACCGUGAAGCCAAACUAUCUGAAACUUCAUAAUGUAUCUGCACACUACUAACCACGUACCAUAGAUUUACUUAGUUUGUCAUAGCCUCUCCAUAGUUAGUUCACUCCUUUAUCUUUCAGCUUUUUUUUCUCAUUUGAAAACACACUGAAUUGUUACAGUAAGUGCUGACAAGUGGAAGCAUUUUUAUAUCUAGAUUGUGGUCAUCAUGUCCAGUUUAUCUAGACUGAAGUGUCACACAAGCUAAAGGAUUCUUUCUCAGCUCAACCUUUUCAUAAUAAAUAAAUAAAAAAUGGGUCACCACA
Oreochromis aureus is the source of this 2037-nucleotide messenger RNA. It is a transcript of the gene rcn2, whose product is annotated as reticulocalbin 2. Bases 44 to 979 code for a protein of 311 amino acids. Gene Ontology annotation, molecular function: calcium ion binding. NCBI's taxonomy places the organism in Eukaryota, Metazoa, Chordata, Actinopteri, Cichliformes, Cichlidae. The transcript has 8 exons. Gene Ontology annotation, cellular component: endoplasmic reticulum. The record is from RefSeq and is a predicted model, not a curated record.